This is a messenger RNA of Electrophorus electricus (electric eel), 1158 nucleotides long. Lineage: Eukaryota; Metazoa; Chordata; Actinopteri; Gymnotiformes; Gymnotidae. The record is from RefSeq and is a predicted model, not a curated record.
AUUCGGACAAGCCUGAACAGUGCCAGAGUCAGGGAUUUCAGGCACUAUAUAUUUUUGUGUUUUCCAGACUCUUAAAUUUGAUUUAGAUCGUGAUGCCAUUGAUAAUAAACUGAAUUGGGUUUGUUCAAGCAAGGAAAGUGCAAAAGUGAAGCGGACAUGAAGAGGCUGAGAAUUGAGCAGCUCUGUUAAGGGUCCAUCCUGCUCCUGAUGGAGAUCUAUCCUUGUCUACCAUCCAGCAGUUAAGUUACAGCUGUAGGCUGUCUUGAAUAAACUGUUCUGAUGGUCCUGAGAACUAUGAGACGCUAGGACUGUUGGAACUGAAACUGGGGUCAUGAUCAAAUAAUAUGGGGAUACCCCGGAACACAGUUUAAAAACGAAGUGUUUGUGAACCCAAUGGAGACAAUUGGGUCGGAUUACAGGCCGACACAGGGUGUGAGGAUACUUGAGUUUGAAUCACAAAAUCUGGGAAGUAGCACCAAAGACACUGCUUUUGAGGUGGAACUAUGGGAUUGUGCUGGAGAUUUUAAGUUUGAAGUAUGCUGGCCAGCUAUGAUCAAAGACUCCAGUGGGGUAGUUAUUGUAUUUAACCCUGACACACCAAGCCAUCUUAAAGAAAUAGAAACCUGGCACUCCACAUUCAUCUCAUCACAAGGCCUGCAAGUAGGCCAGUGCCUGCUCAUAGCUCACCACAAGCCCGGGGAUGGAGCAGAUACAUCACGUCCACAAUUGGCUCCUCAGUUAAAUAAGAUACCUCUCAUUCAUUCCAAUCUGGAAGACGACCCUGAAGGGGUACGGCAGGGUUUCCGCAAAUAUUUGGGAAACAUCGCACAGACUUUGUCAGAAAGUCAAGAGCGUGAAGAGAUGUCCAUUAUAACAUGACCUUUAAAAUACUGCUUGUUUUUUUUUAUAUUCCAUGUCCUCCAGGAUAAUUUGUAGCAGUGCUAUUUAAAAUUUCAAAACCUAAAAUCAAAAUUUCCAAACUUCAGAAAUUUAUUUUUAACCAGUAUGGUCAUAUGAAUGUGAUUUAAUAGUUUAUUAAACAACUGCGCUAUUGUAGUUUAUUUACACUUGUAUCAAAUCAAUGCUACCUUAAUAGUAGCACAAUUUGGCUCAAUAUCCCCAAAAUUCACUUGCAUCAUAAACCUUUAAAGACUUCCA